AGGAGAGACACACAUCGGCAUGUUCUCGGGACGCACACAGACACCGGCUGCUUACUUGCCGGAGGAGUUUGCCGGCUGGAACCGCUGCGUAAUGUGUGCUGAAUGAGCUUUAAGUUUGGAUCUGUGAACGGACAUUUCUCAAACAAAGCAACUUUGUGAAGUAGGAUCCAGAGUCUGCACAUGGAGAUAAGGAUGUUAAAGUCUCACAGGCUUGUGUAUGACAUGAAUGACAAACAGGACAGGCCUUAUGUGUGCGGCGCUCCCGGCUGCUCUCAGCGUUUCCAGCUAGAGGAGCACCUGGUCAUCCACAGACACAAGCAUGAGAUGACCCUCAAGUUCUCCUCUAUCAAGGCGGAUACACCUUUUACAGAUCAAACUCCGACACCAACAAGAUUUUUGCAGAACUGUGAAGAGGUUGGACUGUUUAAGGAGAUAGAGGAAGAAUUUCUUCAGGCAGAAGAAGAGGAGAAAAGCAAACAGACGCUUUCUCACAAUGGGCCAACGUCCUGUAUGAACCAGCAGCCACUCAAACCCCAGCUUCACCUCCAGCACCCACAUCCCCAGCCUCAGCACCCACCGCUGCACCAUCCACAGACCCAUCCUCUGCAACAUCCUCAGUCUCAUGGCCCCCUGAUGGGCCCCAGCUGCAGCCUGGCUGCCCAGCAAGCUCUGUCCUGCUCCCAGUCUGGAUCCGUCAUCACCCAGGCUCCUUCUACCUUCACACACACAGGGCCUGUUCCCGGGCCACUGUCGUCCCUUCUCCACAUGCGGAACAGACACAGACAACCGCUGCCAGCCUCCUUACCUGGCACCCUGCCAGACCCCGCCAUGCAAGGGGCAUCUGCUCAGCACAUGCCUAUAGAGAAGCAGAUGUCGUGUCUAAUGGGUAUACCAGGGCCUGUACACAACCCCUCCUGUUCCUCACCUCAGAGAUCCAAACAGAUGUUAGGCCAUCAAUUCCCCCAGAACCACCCAGGAAUGAUCAGCGUCAAUAAUUCUGUGACAUCUAUGGGCCACAUGAUGGAUAUGAUGGCACAGCGUCUUCAGGCACCUCCACUACAACACCAUCAUCAUCCUCCUCAUCCUUCUCCUCCUCAUCAUCAUCACCAUCAACAUCAUCCGGCACAGCUUACGGCCCAACACCUCCCGUACCAACCGCGCUGCCAUGCUCCACCGCAGCAGCAUCUGGGAAGCCCACACAGGCACCAGCUUCACCAGUCAGCGAAUGUAACGCACACUCAGGCUCACCAAUCACCGCCUCAACAUCUGCACCAAGGUUCACCACCUGCACCUCCUCUGUCUGUUCCACCGCAGUUGUCUCCAGUUGCACAGCAGAUGCAGCCAUCCCAGUCAUCCCUUUCCCAGCAUGCAAUGCAGGCAGGUGGUAGUUGCAGCAUAGGAGGAGGAAGUGGUAACCGUCGCAGAAGAACAUCAGAACAGGACCCCGACGAGCGCAGGCAGAAAUUUCUGGAGCGUAACCGAGCUGCUGCCACCCGCUGUCGGCAGAAGAGAAAAGUCUGGGUGUCAUCGCUGGAAAAGAAAGCCGAGGAGUUGACGCACACGAACCUGCAGCUACAGAACGAGGUGACGUCGCUGAGGUCAGAGGUGGGUCAACUAAAGCAGAUUCUGCUCACUCACAAGGACUGCCCUGUCACCGCCCGGCAGAGAGAGGCACAGGGGUUCUCCACUGCAGGGGUUACUGAGGGAGGAAGUCCCACCCCUGUAGGUCCUGGGUCUCAUCUGCAGGCCAUCCAACACAACAGCAUCUCCACCUCCUCCACAGCAGGAGGCGACAUGGGGCACGACCUCCAGCCUGGGCACUAGCCGUCCAGAUUUAGUGGAGGGGGAGGAACUGGAUGUAUUAAUCCCACCAGACUGAAUGAUCCUUCUGUCAUAACUACACUCAGCUCUGUCUCUAGAUAAAAUACUGUACUGUAGAGGUGAAUUUAUGAAUCCAUGUGGACACUGCAGCGCUUUUCACAUCAUGUAUAAUAGUUUUUUUUGGUGAAUCAAAGACCAGAGCCUCAUACUGAUACAUUUCCAUACCUGGUGCAAAAAUGGCCUUCCCUUUAAGCCUCUGAUGUUUAUAACCAUAAUCUGUAUAUAACUGGAUCCCAUGUCCCUCUGUUCACAUUAAUCCAACCACUGCCUUCAACCCACUUACUAUGCACAUACACAACCCUAGCAGUAUCUUUUGCUCUUAUACUUUGCACUAAUUUAAAAAUACAAAGCUUAUGUAUCAUAUUUUACCUGAGCUUAUGCAAGUGCACACCUUAUGCCUUCUCUAUGAUGCAGAAUCUUCCUAUCAAAAAAACAUGUAUUUUUCUACUACUAUUCGUAAGACAGAUAAUGUUUAUUUCAAAACUUUAGAAUCCCACGUCUAUCUUGGAAAGCCAUGGCUGUACAGAAUUUCCUUUCAAGCACUUUUUAAACCAAGCUAAGACGCUAAACACCUCAAAUCUGCACCUCAUCUCAGUCUCUGUCACUAAGUACAAUAGACUUAAAUUCUUGUGUUAGUUUUUUUUUUUUCAAUGUCUGUUGGAAAUGGUUUUGAUUUAAUAAAACCUGUUAGAUUUCUUGUGACAACAUCA
This is a messenger RNA of Notolabrus celidotus (New Zealand spotty), 2591 nucleotides long. RefSeq names its product cAMP responsive element binding protein 5a (gene creb5a). The transcript has 11 exons. Gene Ontology annotation, molecular function: DNA-binding transcription factor activity, RNA polymerase II-specific; cAMP response element binding. Gene Ontology annotation, biological process: regulation of transcription by RNA polymerase II. Bases 181 to 1824 code for a protein of 547 amino acids. The record is from RefSeq and is a predicted model, not a curated record. Lineage: Eukaryota; Metazoa; Chordata; Actinopteri; Labriformes; Labridae.